This is a messenger RNA of Carassius gibelio (silver crucian carp), 3161 nucleotides long. Its product is annotated as snake venom 5'-nucleotidase-like. NCBI's taxonomy places the organism in Eukaryota, Metazoa, Chordata, Actinopteri, Cypriniformes, Cyprinidae. The coding region runs from base 16 to 1725 and encodes 569 amino acids. The record is from RefSeq and is a predicted model, not a curated record. Gene Ontology annotation, cellular component: plasma membrane. Gene Ontology annotation, biological process: AMP catabolic process. The transcript is spliced from 9 exons. Gene Ontology annotation, molecular function: nucleotide binding; metal ion binding; 5'-nucleotidase activity.
GAGAGUGCUGAGGAGAUGAGGAUGCAGUGGCUCAAUGCAUUAUUCUUCAUCUGGAUCCACUGUCAUAUGUGCAGGACAGAGUUUGAGCUGACUUUACUCCACACUAAUGAUGUUCACGCACGAGUGGAGGAGACCAACAAGGACUCGGGGAAAUGCACCAAACCGCCUUGUUUCGCUGGAGUCGCGCGGAGGUUUACGAAAAUCAAAGAAGUUCGCAGCUCGGAGAAGAAUGUGCUGCUGCUGGACGCGGGAGAUCAGUUUCAGGGGACCGUCUGGUUUAACUUCUACAAAGGCGCAGAAGCGGCACAUUUCAUGAAUAGACUCGGAUAUGAUGCGAUGGCUUUAGGAAAUCAUGAGUUUGACAAUGGAGUGGAUGGCCUCCUAGCCCCUUUCCUUCAAAAAGUGAACUGCACUGUUCUUAGUGCAAACAUUAAAGCCGAUCAAACGAUUGCUUCUCGGAUCAGCGGAUUCUAUUUUCCAUAUAAGAUCUUCACUGUUAACUCAGAGAAAGUGGGUGUUGUUGGUUACACAUCAGUUGAGACCCCUGCUUUGUCUCUACCAGGUCCCCAUCUCCAGUUCGAGGAUGAGGUUACUGCCUUACAGCCUCAAGUGGACAAACUAAUUGCUUUGGGUGUAAAUAAGAUCAUCGCCCUUGGACAUUCUGGGUUCAAAGUGGACCAAUAUAUAGCAAAGAAAGUUAGAGGAGUGGAUGUUGUGAUUGGAGGGCACACCAAUACAUUCCUUUACACAGGAACUCCACCAUCCACAGAAGUUCCUGCAGGCCCAUAUCCAUUCAUGGUCCAAUCAGACGAUGGGCGCCAGGUUCCUGUGGUCCAGGCCUAUGCCUUUGGAAAGUAUCUGGGAUUCCUAAAAGUGACUUUUGAUUCAAGUGGAAAUGUGGUGAAGUCUUCAGGCAAUCCAAUUCUUCUGGAUAACUCAACAGCACCAGAUCCAGUCAUUCAGACUGAAGUGGACUCUUGGAGGAAGAAUCUGGCCAAUUACUCUGCUCAGUAUGUGGGACAGACUCUAGUUUAUCUCAAUGGAACCUUUGAGGAAUGUCGAUUUCGUGAAUGUAAUUUGGGAAAUUUGAUCUGUGAUGCCAUGGUCCAUAAUAAUAUUAAAUAUGCUGAUGAAAUCCAGUGGAACCAUGUCAGCUCUUGUAUUCUGAACGGUGGAGCCAUUCGAUCACCUAUUGAUGAGCGAAACCGAAAUGGCUCCAUCACAAUGGAGGAUCUGAUCGCCGUGUUGCCAUUUGGAGGUACAUUUGACCUGGUCCAAAUGAAUGGAUCUACUCUGCGAGAGGUCUUUGAGCACUCCAUUCGCAGAUACGGUGGAAGCACUGGUGAAUUCCUACAAGUGUCAGGGUUUCAGGUAGUGUAUGAUUUAUCAAAAUCACCUGGAAACCGUGUCAAACGCUUGAAUGUGCUCUGCACUGAGUGUCGAGUACCCCGCUAUGAACCACUCAACCCAAAGAAGGUGUAUAAAGUGGUGCUGCCCUCUUACCUAGUGGACGGAGGAGAUGGAUACUCUAUGAUCAAAGAACAGAAACUCAAACAUGACAGCGGCGACCUGGAUAUAGCAGUCGUUGCCAGCUACAUCUCGGAGAGAAAGAGAGUUCAUCCAGCUGUGGAAGGACGUAUUCAGUUUGCAAGCUCUUCUAUUGGACAUCGAGGAUGUAUGUCCACUAUUCUGCUGGUGUGGGUACUCUGGGUCAUGUUUGUUUAGUCAUUUAUUAAGUAUUUGUGAAAAACAAAAAACAUGUAUCCAUUUGUGUGUAACUGUACAGUCAGAGAGAAAAAAACCUUUAAUCCAAAGAUUAGUUAUUGUCAUAGAAGCGAACAGAUUAACUGGCAAAACUGUGAUGUAGAAAGGAUCAAAAGAAAGUCAGUCAUCUUUUUACACGUUCUUAUUCUAUAGGGUUCUAUAGGGUUACAGGCACUUAUUCUAUAGGGUUCUAUAGGGUUACAGGCACUAGGGUUCUAUAGGGUUACAGGCACUUAUUCUAUAGGGUUCUAUAGGGUUACAGGCACUUAUUCUAUAGGGUUCUAUAGGGUUACAGGCACUAGGGUUCUAUAGGGUUACAGGCACUUAUUCUAUAGGGUUCUAUAGGGUUACAGGCACUUAUUCUAUAGGGUUCUAUAGGGUUACAGGCACUUAUUCUAUAGGGUUCUAUAGGGUUACAGGCACUAUCUAGUACCUCUUUAAAAUUCAUAGAAUUCAUAGGGGCUAAACUAUGCUGAAUCUCACAAAGAGAUGUCCAGAUCAUAUUGCACUACAACAUUUUUGCUAUAAAAGCUUAUCUUUUGGCCCAUUAAGAUAUUUUGGUAAUAUUUCAUGAUAAUUCAGCUAACCCUAAGCUCAAAUUCUCAUGACUGCAAUGUGAAAAUAAAAAAGUAGAAUUUACAUUAUGCGUCAUUUAGUUAAUUUUGAAUUUAAUUGUUUUAUUUUACAGUAAUAAUUUGGUCCUCAGAGACAUUUUCUUUAUUCAAAAUAUAUUUUCAUAUUUUCUUAAUUAUGAACUGUACAUCUUUUCAUGAGACUCUUAUAAAAAAGGGUAACUUUUUUUAUCUGUGAUUAGUUUCUUGAUGAUGAUUAUCGAUAGAGGUUUGUCUGGCAAGAAAUCUCCAUCCUCUUUUUUUUUCUAAGGUAGUUAUUAAUAUUUUUAUAAAGCAUUUAUUUUAAAUAUGUUAUAUAUUAAAAAAAGAAGAUGUAUUGUAAAACACAUAACCAGGGACAAAGUUGCUGGAUAUAUUAAGAUUUUAUUUACCGAGCACAAAGCCAGAACAUUUACAAAAAAAAAAAAGAAAAAAUAAAUUCAGUACUUUUAUUUUGCACAUUGCUGUGACACUAUGUGAAACGUCUCAGUUCUGUCAUAGAUUUUUUUUUUAAUGGUCUGUAUCUUGUCUUUUUGAGUAUCUUCACAGAGUUUAAAAUGGUUUAUUUACAUCUGAUCUGAAGAAUGUUUUCAUGCUGAUAAUGACAUUAUGCAUGUUGAAUCACAUGAUCUACUUGAUCCAAACCUUUCGUUUUAAUGCUGUCACUAUUAGACUGUAAAAAUAAGGCAGGCUUCCAAUGAUUCGAUGAAUAACCAUGGCAUACAAACCCCAUUUAAGUCAAUAAAUAAUUGUAUUUCAGUAGUGCAAUAAACGCUUUAUAAUGUU